Molecule: messenger RNA, 2857 nt
Organism: Hydra vulgaris (swiftwater hydra)
Lineage: Eukaryota; Metazoa; Cnidaria; Hydrozoa; Anthoathecata; Hydridae
Source: RefSeq, a predicted model, not a curated record
AAGUAGAGCGAUAUAAAGUUUAAAGUAAAGCGAUAUAAAAUUUAAAGUAAAGUGAUAAAUAGUUUAAAAAGUAAUAUAAAGUUAACUAUUAAUUUACUACUACUGUUUUAAAAGUAUAUUUGUAAAUGGAGCUAAGUAUUAAUGUUGUAAACAUUUCAACAGCUUCAAGAAAGAUUUGUGUUGAAUGGCUUGUAAACCACGGACUUGGUGUCACAGGCUCUGUUAAAGAAUUGCAAGCAAAAAUUUUGAAGUUCUUACCAUAUCCAAAAUUAGUUGAAAAACUUUAUCGAAAAGCAAAAAAAAAAUUCUUGUUCUCAACAAGUUUGCAUGUAGACGAGAUACCACACAUAUCUCAAAAUUGGACUGACAAUGAAAACCUCUACCCUUAUGUAAACUCUAAGCUUUUUAAAGAAUACAUUCUCAAUAAAAGAGAGGGUACAUUUGGACAACAGCAAAAAGCAUACCAGAUGUUAACAAGCAGAAAAAUUAUAUCUGUUAAAACGCAUUCAGAUAGCAAUAGGGUAUAUGUAAGAGCUUUUAUAAGAAAAUCUUAUGGCUACGAUGCACGUCCUGCUAUUUUACUUUUUGUAGGAGGAACACCCCUAAAGGGUUAUUGCGAAUGUCCUGUUGGUCUUAGUGGACUUUGCUGUCAUGUUUUAGCUAUCCUUCUUUACCUAAAGCAUUAUGUGGACACAAAGACAACUAUUUUAGAAUUAACGUGUACACAAGUCAUACAGAAAUGGCAUAAAAGAUCAAAAAAAGGCUCUAUUCCAAUGGUCCCACUAUGUCAUAUUAAAGUAAAAUCAGCAAGAAACAAGAACAAAAUUGAAAACUUAAAAAUUGCUCCAGCAGAUCCAGAAAGUUCAUCUUUUAAAAGAGAUGUUUUAAAAAUGAAGCAAAAAAUUAAAGAAGGGUUGAAUAAGCUACCCAUAUUUGAGAAACACGUAUAUGAUACUCUUUGUUCAGUAGAUCUAGGAUAUGAAUCAUCACUAAUGGGGCAUUUAAGAUUCAGAUAUGAUCGUGAAAGUUUUAACUCUCAAGUUGAUAAAUUAAGUUCUAUAAAUGUAAAAAGUCGUACUCUAAAUAAACAAAUAGUAAACCCACAAGAAUAUCAAGAAAAUUAUAAUGAAAUACCAACAAUAAUGCAAAUACUAAAUCAAAAUAUCAUAAACAUUGAGGUAGUUUCAAUUUCACCUGAACAAGAUAUUGUUUUAGAAAAAAUUAGUAUGCAAAUUUUAAAUGAGCAUCCUGUAAUUCAUAUUAACUUAAAAAAUAUGGUACCAACGCAAAGGCAAUACACAAAUCAUAUUAAUGUCAAACAAAAUACCCAAGAAUGGAUGGACACAAGAAAAGGAAAAGUAACGGGGAGUCGAUUACCAGCAUUGCUAGGGAUAUAUGGACAAGAAAAAUUUGCAAAUUAUUGGAAAAUAGUUAAGGAAGGAUUAAACGAAAAUGAUUUUUAUAACACACAAAACAUUAAAAAUUUUGAGCGUGGACAUAAAUAUGAGUUUAUGGCACUUCAACAGUUUGCAAAGAUGUCAAAAUGUUCUCCCGAAAUGUGUGGAUUUUUCUAUCACCCAGAUGAUUUAAAUUAUGGAGCAAGUCCAGAUAGCCUUGUUUCACAUCAAAUUAUUUUAGAAAUAAAAACACGAGCAAAAAAUAGAGACAGUCCAUUGAUCCAUUUAAAAAAUCAACCUCAAUAUUACGUACAGGCACAGCUUGAACUACUAUGUACAAAAUCUAAAUACUGCAUUUUACAAUCUUAUCAUCCAGAAACAGAGAACUCAAAUUACUUUAUUAUUCAAAUUAAUUAUCUACUGAUGUCAGUUAUAAAGGAAAUCUCAGAUAGCAUUUUGCAUUCAAACCCAAUAAAAAAAUGGCACCAUCAAGAACAUUCUUUGCUCACUACUCUUGGAAAUAAUAUUGUGGGAAAAAUUCCAGAUUUUAAAGAACUAAAACCACUUAGAUCGUAUAUUAAAGAACUUGUUGAAACAUCAAUUUCUCCAUUAAAAUUGGUUUAAAUAUUUAAAAAUAUUUUAUGAUAAAAAUAAAUAAGAUAAUAUUAUAUGCUUAUAUAUAUUCACAAAAUAUUAUUUAUUACAAAAUUCUUCCUUUGGCUCAAUAGGGCGCAUUGUAAGGUUUACAACAUGACAUAAUAUUUUCCAUGUUGAAGAAAAAAACAACUGUUGUUUAGUUGGUUUACGUAAAGGAGGUUUCGUAACAUAAACAGAUCGGUUUGUGGGUUUUUUACGAACAAGACAAGGUUUAGACAAGUCGCUUCUUGUGAUGGUCAUUUUGGUCAGAGCAUUUGUGUAUUUUCGUUCCAUUAUAGCAAUUUGGCUUGGUGAUGCAGCUAUGUCUGGAAUAUUAGUGCAUAACUCUCUAAUUUCAGAUGAAAAAUGUUCACAACAAAUAUUCCCAUUUUUGAAAUUCAUGUAAAAUUCGAAUAUAUUCUUUCUGUAAAGAAACAUCUUUAGGAAGCCUGUAAAACUUAAUACGUUCUCCGUUAGUAGUUUUGCUUCCAAAGUUAUUAAAACAUAAUGAUGCGCUACAAAACCAGUGAACCAUUGAUUUAAGCAAUACAAUAAAUUGAUUUGAUAUCUUAUUAUAAUAUUUAAUAUCUUAGUUUAUAGUAAAUAAUAGUUACAUUAUCGCUAACUUAUUUUUGUAACUUAAAUAAAAUGAACCUUUGUUUUGAUUUUGAUAAAUUUUUUGACUCGAUGAUAUUAAGCACUACUAUUUUUUUUAGUUGUUUAAUCGAGAAAAAACGCAUAAUCUAGAAACCAUAUCUGAUUGGCUAGAAUUUUGUCCCUACAGGCAAUAUUCGCUAAGUUAAACCGCGUCGUAUGAAAUUGGC